This is a messenger RNA of Patella vulgata (common limpet), 3192 nucleotides long. Its product is annotated as metalloreductase STEAP4. Gene Ontology annotation, cellular component: plasma membrane; endosome. Gene Ontology annotation, molecular function: ferric-chelate reductase (NADPH) activity; cupric reductase (NADH) activity. Lineage: Eukaryota; Metazoa; Mollusca; Gastropoda; Patellidae. The record is from RefSeq and is a predicted model, not a curated record. The transcript is spliced from 3 exons. Gene Ontology annotation, biological process: copper ion import. Bases 335 to 1867 code for a protein of 510 amino acids.
AUGAGACUGACUCGUUGACCAAGCACAAAUUAUAGAAGAUAGUUUACGUCAAAGGAAUUUUACAUGAUGUAAAGGGUAUAGCAAAUUCGACGAGAAGCAGAUUAAAAAUAUCCUAAAAUGGGCGAUUGAACAACUGGCAGUCACGAGCACUUCUUUGAUUGGUUAAAAUAGAUGUAUACCCAGAAAGACGUUUCUAUUCAACUGUUAUUUUUUCAUCGAAUGCACUCAAUAUCAGACUAAUUGUCAACACAGACGCGGUAUAGACUAAACAAAAAAAAAACCCACACAGUUAAAGACGACAGUGAAAAUCAAUAGCGAUUUUUAGGAAGAGACAAUGGCUUUGGUUAAUGAAGAUGGUGGUAUAUCAAAUAGACAACUGGGAAUAAUUGGCACGGGAAACUUUGCUCGUGCUCUAGCUAAACGAUGUAUACUCUCUGGCUAUACAGUUAUAAUUGGAAGCAGACGACCAAGUCAACGACAAUUAUCGGCUAUUGAUGAGUGUUUGUGCGACGUGGAAUUGACGACAAUUGCCGAUUGCAUAAAGAAAAACGAUCUGAUAAUUCUAGCAAUUCACGCUGAAAGUUACAAAGAUACACUGACCUCGCUCGCGUCCAUGUUUUCUGGAAAGGUGGUGAUUGAUGUGUCUAAUAGAGAGGUACCGUCAAGAACACAAUCCAAUGCGGAAUACCUGUCGACUAUUUUACCCCACGCCCAGAUUGUAAAAUGCUUCAACGUCAUUUCCGCUUAUGUUAUGGACACCGAAAUCGCCGGUGGGAGUCGCCGAGUGUUUGUCGCGUCUGAUAACCUGACAGCACGAGAACAAACAAGUAAUCUGGCAAGAGAUCUGGGGUUUGUACCAGUAGAUCUCGGCGUUCUCACGUCUUCGAGAAAAAUCGAAAACUUUGUGUUGAAUUUGUUCCCUGGGUGGAAAGUUCCUCUUUUCCUAACAUUUGGUAUUUUUAAUUUGUGGUGUUUGUAUAUCGUUUAUAUUUACUUCGUGGUAAAAACUGCGUUUCGCUGGGAUCAACUAUUCGUUAAGGUUCUGAAUAAACCACUGUGCAUGACCGCCAUUACAAUAUUAGCACUUACUUUUCUACCUGGAAACAUUGCAGGCUUUAUACAACUGUACAACGGUACGAAACACAAACGCUUUCCAAAAUGGAUAGACAACUGGCUUAAAGUUAGAAAACAGUUUGGAAUCAUUAGUUUCGUACUUGUCUUCUCUCACGUUAUUUUCUCCGUUCUGUUGCUGAGUCCAACAUAUUACAGAUCAUGGUUCCAACCAGUCACGAUAACAAUACCAGCAAAUCUUUCUUCAGAUCUGAAACUUCCAAUGGUUUCUUGGAUGAUGUGGAAAGGAGAAGCAGCGUGUUUAGUGGGGUUCAUAGCUUUCCUCAUCCUCUGUUUUCUAGCCUUAACAAGUUUGCCUAGCAUAGGAGAAUCUUUGAAUUGGCGAGAAUGGCGAUUUGUUCAGUCUAAACUAGGCUACACAGCGUUGAUUUUAUCCGUUGCUCAUGCAAUGAUCAUGGGAAUACCAGGGUGGAUUAAAGCCGGACCGUGGAAAAUGUUUGGCUCUAUUACAUUUUUAUCGAUACAAUUACCUCUGCUUGUGUUAGUUUUAAAACUUUUACUUACGCUGCCGUGUGUUUCCAAAAGACUUCGAAAAAUUCGACGAGGCUGGGAAAGGAAUACGACGAAGACUGCCCCAAGUUCUAAGGAUUUAAGCAAUGAGAAAUACAGGGCGCUAACAUCCGGUUGUGGUUGCAGUAAUAACUCUCAAGUUACGAAUUGUUGUGGUGCUCCAAACCAUUCACCAGAUUCAAAAACAUUAUUACCAAUCUCUAAUUGUGAUUGCUCUGUUGUGUGAAGGAAAUCUCAAGAAUUAUUAGAUGAAAUACAGUUGUUAGGAGCACAGGGACGCUAAACAUAGUUAACAGGAAGUAGUUGAAUACUCUUUUACAAUAAAAUAACGGUCGUAAUAAAUUUGAUAUACGAGCGUUGAAUGGUGCCUGGUUCGUUAUUAUGCGUGCAUAAUAGCAUCAUUCAUUUACAUAACAAACACAGCAGUACUUACAAAAACAAAAAGGAUAUAGUAAACAAAAUGGCUUAUUAUUGACAGUUAAAACGAUUUAAAGUUAAGUUUCUACGCAUUUCGCCCAAGUAAGUACGUCAAGCGCACGUGCUACUUUAGUUUUCUGACAAUCGUUUGACAGACGAAAAAAGAACGUCACCGACAGUUAAUAUUUAUAUUAAUAUAAUAUUUUUGGUUCAGGUUGAAAUGAAAUAUAUUUUAAAAGGGCAGACACAUUAAUUGUAGCCGACUAAAUAUAUCAUUUGUAUAUAAAUCAUUCAAUUAGCCCCUUCAUUUAAUGCAAUUCAUCAACUUCAUUUUAAUCAUUGACAUUGGAGAUGGCUUCCACCACUGAAAGAUAUACCAAAGAAAUGAAACUUCACUAUUUAUUAAUAAUAUUAUCAACAUUCUGUAUGGAACAUCAUUUCAUAUAGUAUCGGCGCAUGUGUCGCAUUAUAUCACCCUCACGUGUAAUCAUAUAAUUCAAAAAGUCAGAAUAAGGAAAACAGAAAGUUAUGAAUUUUGUGACCAUUACCAAGGACGGAUCUAGUGGAGGCGUACGUCCCCCCCCCCCCCUCCCCUAUCUGGAUCCAGGGAUGCACUUUAGAACCGGAUACGUUUCUCAGAUCACUGGAAAUGGCAUUUCCGGGCUUCUAGUUUUCGAAAUGUUCCGAUGAAGACCCCCGGAUCCCCGUUGUGCGCUUCUCAGCCGCUCGUGCGCCCAUUCCCACUAUCCAUGGUCUCUGGACCCGGCCUUGAUUACCGAUAUGUUGAAUUAAUGUAAAUUAUGUAUAAGAGAUUUAGUGGAUGUGAAAAUGUAGAUAUAUUUAGGAAUAUGUUAAUUGUAUAUAGAGUGUGACCCUAUACAAUGAAAUUGUAUAAUCAUACAAAGUUUGUAUCGUCUACGUGUCUGUUUUGUGGUAGUAUGGUAAUUAUUCUCUAAUUGAUGAAUAUAAAAAAAUCCCUGUAUGUAAUCCAUGUCCCACGUGCGAAAAAACAUAGAGAAAAAUAAUGGUGUGUGGUUAUUGUUAUAUAUAAUCGUUAUGUUUUAUGUAAAUAUAUAAUGGAAUAAUAAUCUGUCAUGUAUAAAAACAUAAAUAAAUUACUUUUCUUUACUUUGA